Daktulosphaira vitifoliae (grape phylloxera) is the source of this 2383-nucleotide messenger RNA. RefSeq names its product transmembrane protein 186-like. Bases 336 to 932 code for a protein of 198 amino acids. The transcript is spliced from 4 exons. Gene Ontology annotation, cellular component: mitochondrion. The record is from RefSeq and is a predicted model, not a curated record. Lineage: Eukaryota; Metazoa; Arthropoda; Insecta; Hemiptera; Phylloxeridae.
ACUAUUUACUACUCGAACUUUAGCUACAUACACACGCCGCUUUAACAGUGAUAACACUCAGUGCACCAAUCUGAUUAGAUACCGUGAUUGUGACUAUGACUUUUAACUAAUAAUUCUAAUCUUAGGAGAAGUAAAUUAAAUUGAGUAGUAAAUAGUAUCCUAUCACUGAUCUAUAAAGGAUUUAAAACAAAGUAUAAAACUACGUAUAUUUCAGUUCUAAUAGCUUUUAUAAAUCUGAUUUAAUUCUUGGAACAAUAAUAUUAUUAGUUUUAUUUCGGUGAUACAUUAAUCUUAUUGCAGUGAUAUUUUAAUUAUUUAUUACAUUUUGAGAAAAGAUGUUAACUCUAACUAGGUUAAAAAUUCUUAUAAAAAAUAAUGUAUUUAAUGAUUGUAUUAGAGCAAUAACUUGUAAGCCCAAUAUUCUAAAAAAUAUUAGUAAAGUCAAUAAUGAAAAUAGUACAAUUUAUAAUCCAAUUUUCAAAUCAGCAUAUAUGCCUACUUUUAUUUGUUUAAACAAAUUAAAAAAGAUGUCAGCAAUAUCAAACUGUGUAGUUAUUUCUGUAUCAUUUGGAUUCAAAAUAUUUGAUCUUUUAAAUUAUUCAGAAGUUAUGUAUAUUUCAAUGAUAGGUAUUGGUUUGACUACUGGUUUGUUAACUUCCUGUUGGCUGUUAUCUGAUCGUUUAGUAAUUUAUGCAUAUAUAUCUGAUGAUGAAUUAAAAUGUAGAAUGUCUUAUAUAUCUUUUUGGGGAAAUCGUAAUGAACUGUAUUGUAAUAUUGAUGACAUAAAACCUAUUAAAAACUCAAAACUUGAUUUUUUUAAUCAUAAAAUUAAAUUUGUAAAUAAUAAUAACUCAUUUAAAAUUAUUUUACAAGAUUCUACUAUAAUAAAUAAUGCAAAAUUUAGAAAAAUAUUUGGUGAUCAAAUUAUGUAAUUUAUAUUUAAAAUUUAUAAUAAAAGUCUUUUAUGAAUUUAUAAAUUUAUAAAUGUUUUCAUAAAAACAAUAUUUUUUUUGCUACAUUUUUGUUAAUCAUUAAAUAUAACUUUCAUACAAUGUGAUUCUUUUAAUACUAGCCAUUCAAUUUCUCUUAAAGAAAUAAUUAAAAAAUGUUAAGAAAAUUAUUUUUUGAUGUCAUAUACAGGUUAAUCAACCACAAUUUGACAUUUUUUAUAACUUGAUCAAGCAAAUAUAUUGUGUUACUUUUCUUUUUGAAUAAUUUUUACACUUUUAAACUAUGUUAGAUGCAUUUUAUUGUUUUUCAGUAAUAUAAAAAAAUAUUUUUUUUUAUAUAAAAAUUUUGCUUCUUAUUAAAAAAAUUUAAUGAGUCUUUAAGGACAUUAGAAUAAAUAUUGAGUUACAAGAGUAUUUUAUUGGUAAUUCUAUUAAGAACAAAAAAUUAUAGUUGUUAUAUAAUAAAUACAUUUAGAUACAUUGAACGUUCUCUAAAAGAUCAAACUUGUUUACGUUCACAUUCAAUGUGUUAAAAAGGGACUUGUUUAAACUUAAAUACAUUUUUAUAUCAAAUAAACACGUUAAUUUUCUUAUUAUUGUUUUUUAUUGUUUUUUUAUGUUUGUUCAUGAAUAUUCUCAGCUCUCACUGGACCAAUUUAAAUGAUCAAUAAGUCAAAAGAAUCUAAUUUUAAUUUAGCUGAAUCUACGCUGAAAAUGUGAAAAAAACCCUAUUUUUGAAAUUUAAAAAAUUAUCUUAAAAUUUUUGAAUUUUAAAACUUUUAAAUACUGAUACAAAUGAGAUAUUAAUAGUGUAUUCUUGAGUUUUAUUUUAUUAUGUUUUUUCGGAAAAUCCGACGAAAAACCAAAUAAAUAAUUUAACAAGCAUUUAAUAUCUGAGUGAAUUUUUAAAUCGUAGACAAUGUAAAAUUAAAAAUAUAUAAAUUAUGAAAUUGAUCAGACUUGCAUCGAAGUGUUUUUUCAUAAUAGUGAUUAACAUCACUGUCAAAAAUGAUCUAAACUUCUACGUUCCAUCUUUACCAAGUUCUCUCGGUACUGUGAUUACACUGCCGAAUUUUUCUUUUUGUAGUAAUUUUAUGGCAAAAGAAUUUAUGAAUUUGUCACUAGUUUCUUCUCUAAAUAUGCCUUUAGUCAAGAUAUACAAUGCGAAAUAGUUAGAAUUUAUUUAGAAAUUGGGCAUUUUUGAAUUUGAAAUAUAAUGAUAAUGGUUUUUUAAUUGACAACACAGCAAGAGAUAGGCAAUGGACUCUUUUUUACUCUACGGGCACAAUCAUUUUAUGCACUUUUCAAAUAACUACCAUUUAUAAUCUGCGUUUUGUGAUAAUGAUUGCAUUACGUAGUGUCUGUUAAAACCAUCUGUUGUAUAUGGGUAUUAUUUGAACAAUUGCUCGAUCAUCAUUGUAUUUGUAAUCAAG